This is a messenger RNA of Rubroshorea leprosula, 2004 nucleotides long. The record is from the annotation of a GenBank genome assembly. Lineage: Eukaryota; Viridiplantae; Streptophyta; Magnoliopsida; Malvales; Dipterocarpaceae.
UGAACUGCUGCAUCAUUUGGGGAUUUCUACAUCAAGUUUUCGAAACCGAAAUCAAGUAAUGUAUACGAAUCUCUGAUUUUGAGUUAAUUGAAGUGUCACUCUCCUUUCUCCCUUUCUGUGGUUAAUUUGGAGUCCUCUGAAGGAAGUUAGGGUUGGGAGUGAGAAUGAUUUUGAGUGUACGUUAGAGUUUUUUUUUUUUUUUUUUAAGGGGUCCUGACUUCAUUCCUCCCCCUACUUUGUGCAGAAAUUAAGAAAAUGUCUUCGAAAGAAACAGUAAGUGUGGUAGGAAGUGAGGUAAUGCCUCUGGAGUAUGGUGGGAUGGACUUAGAGAGCAGUCCAUCUAGUUCGGAGAAAACGGUGGAAAGGGUGAGAAGAGAUGAGGUGGUGGGGGUUGGGGAGACAGUGUACCCAUCACUGUGGAAAGAUAAGGGGUGGUAUUAUUUCACCCCUAGGGUAGCAAAUAGAGAGAGUAGAGCGUUAUUUACUGCGAGUCCUUCAUCCAUUAAAGGAUGGAAGGAAAAAUUCUUUUUUGUAGAUGAUACGGAGUGGGAGAAGGGGGAUACCGAGGUGGAGGAGUUAUCAUCCUGGAAGGCUAAAAGAGCCAACCAGAAUAAGUUUAGUUUACAUGAGGAUGAGGAGGAAGAGGUGGGGAAGUUGGUGAGGAAAAGGGGAAAUUUAUUGAACAUCAUGGAACUCACCAGCGCAGAAUGCAUAGAAUCUGCUGAGCUCUAUGGGCCAAGCGCUUUAACUGAAAUGGACAAAUUUUUUAACACUGUUGGAGGAGUGGCCAUUCCCAAGAAGCCAAGGAAGAAGUCAAAGACUUCAACCAAACAAGUGGAUGAGGGAGCAGUUGGAAAAGAGGUAGUGCCCAACAUUGCAAUCGGAGUGGAGGAGGAGGAGGAGCUAGAGCUGCAGUUGAAGAGAAAAAGUAGGGAGGAGAAAGGGGCACUACAAAAGAAGAAGAAGGUGGUGGACGAGGAGGAGAGGGGGAGCAAGGUUCCCCUGUUCGUACCUCGGCCUCCUCCUGUUGAGCUCGACCUUGAGCUUAGGGAAUCUGAGGAGGGGGCUGAAGCGAAGAACAUGACAGGAGCUAGGAGGUUUAUCAACGCCACCUUCCCCGAAGUGGACAAGUGUCAUGCAUGGGACGAGGCUCUGAGGUACUGUGGGGCUUCGGUGGUUAAGCACGUUUUAGAGCGCGAGCUGGGUGAAUGGUCUAGCCCAGGAGUUCAUGGAGAGUGUGAAGGAGCGCUCCCUGUUGCAAAGCUAGAGCAGGAGAGGGCUUUCCUGAGCAUCAAGCUCGUCUUUGAGGAGAGCAAACAAAGAAUCUCUGAAAGCAAGCGUGAGGCUCAGGAAAAGGAAAUAAGGCUGAUGAAAGAGGCUUAUACGGAGCUGAAGAAGAAUGUUCAGUUGUUGGUGCACAAUGGGAUGGAGGAGCACAUCAGCAACUUCAUCAGCUCCAGCUCGUUUGACAAUAUUGUCAACCUAUACCAGCUGCCAACUGCCAUCAUUGCCUUCACAGACUGCAGAAAAAAGGUGAAGGCUGAAUAUCUCGAGAUCAACCUGAAGUGGGAGCAUGAUGCAGACGGGCGUACUAUUUUCCCUCCAACUUUCAACUUCGAGUUCGUUACAGUGGAGGAAGAUGGGGCAGAGGUAGAGGAAGACGAAGUGGAGGCAGGAGUGGAAGGAACUAAAGUGGAUGAGAGCCAACCAGUUCCAGAAGUGGAGAUUCAUCCAGUUCCUUCUGACGAUGAGCAGCUUCCUCUGCCGGACGAGCAGCAGCCAACACAGCCACCUCUUCCAGCUGAGUAGGAGCCAAUUCAGCCACCUCUUCCAGCGGAGGAAUAAUUUCUGUUUUCUUAAUUUUUUUGUAGAUAUUCUGUUGUAAUAAUAGUAAAACAAUUUGUAAUACUUUUAUUACUUUAAAUGAAGAUUUUGUUUUGAAAUUACAUGUUGUGUUUACUUUACGAUUUUGUUAUUUUAUAUUAAUAAAAGAACUAAGAUUAC